Molecule: messenger RNA, 3923 nt
Organism: Ahaetulla prasina
Lineage: Eukaryota; Metazoa; Chordata; Lepidosauria; Squamata; Colubridae
Product: TLR adapter interacting with SLC15A4 on the lysosome-like
Exons: 3
Coding region: 804-1673 (289 amino acids)
Biological process (GO): regulation of toll-like receptor signaling pathway
Source: RefSeq, a predicted model, not a curated record
UGCUAUAGGGUCUCCUGCUUGAGCAGGGGGUUGGACUAGAAGAUCUCCAGGGUCCCUUCCCACUCUGUUAUUCUGUUAUUCUUAUUUAGCCAUUCCAUUCUGUUUCCUAUUAAAUCUAUCGUGAGAAUAAUUCAGGUGACAUCUAGAAUGGGCCAAGGUAAAGAUCUUUAAGGAAUGUGGAAAUUCAUCCUGAGGGUCUAUAUAUUUUCCUUCUCCACCCUCCUCCGCGCCUUAUAAUAGCUCCAAGAUUCAGCCUGCUCUUUAAGUCCUGUAGAAAGGACAAUAACAGUUUACAUUUUCGUUUUCCUAAUUAAGUCAUUCUUCCUCUUUCCACUACAAACUGUACAAGUCACAAGAGAACAACACUUAUCUGCCUCCUUACACAAUAUAGAUUUUAAAAGUCAGAUCCUUUUUUGGAUUUACUAUCUCAGGAGGGGUAACCACAAAGGUUUCCGCACCCUCCCUCCUCUCACUGGAAGUGACUUCUUGUUAAAUGUGUGAACAUUGCAGAAUCCCAGAGAUUCAAGCAUGGCUUGUGGAGAGUAGCACAUCUGGGCAAUCUCUGAAAAAACGUUCAGAAAAGAGCCAUCCUUGUCUGUAUUUUGUGGCUGUUUGAUCCCACACAGCAUGUAACCAGCAAAAGGACUUUACACAACUUGUCUGAUUUCAGAACCAGGGCACCAAGUUGAGAAGCUUUUAACCAGGGUUGAGAAACUCUUAGAUUCACCACUGUUAUGGAGGUGGAACAUGGUUUGGGCAUUUGCUCUGCGUAGCCUUUUUGAAGGUUUGACUUCUGAGCCACCAUGCUGGCAGAAAGCUUCAUAACUGUCUUUGCCUAUAAAGGCGAGCCUUUUGACUCCCGUGAAGGCCGGUUGCUGAAAUCUGUUGGACAAGAAUCUUGGCAAAGCCAGUUUGCAAAUAUGGAUGAAAAUGAACAGCUCUUUACGGAAUCCAGUCAGGCAGCAGCUGAGAAGAUGGCGGGGAUUCAUGGCGGAAACGUGGAUCCGAAAGGUCAUCAGCAGAUCCCUGGACAAGAUGCGCCAAGGAACAAAACCCACAAAAUACCCCUGUCCGUCCCUCAGCGCAUACCAGUUCAAGAGCAGUACUGUGGGAAACAGCUGGAUUUGUACAGAUCUUGGACAUGCCAAAGUCUUUAUCAGGAUUACCCUGAUUUGCAUAUCGGAGGAGAUCAUAUCGCUGACCAUACCCAUGAUUCCGGUUGCAUCGUGGACCAGACUUACAACAAAUUAUCUGGCCCCGUGUUCUUGUCCACGGAUCUCCCCUUAGAUACUCCCUUCCCAUUACAGAAACCCAGGGUGCUAAAGUUGGGUCACGGAGACGACGUUGGGGAGAACAGCCUGGCUUACCGUAAGGAGCCCCUCUCUAACUCGUUGCUUAACAAACACAUGGAAAAGGAAAUCCAGGAACUCUAUAAACAGUUUUGGGAAGAGAAGUUGACUCACUGCAAUUCCAUCACCCACUGCCUGAUGUCGAACGGCCUGAUGAGUAACACCGGUGAGGCCCACCACCCACUCCCUCAUGGACACCAGCAAACGCUGUUGCACUCUCUGGCUCGUCUGGGCUUGCACAACACCAGCGGCGGAAACAGCAGUGAAUUUAGCACGCCGAAUUUGCAAAUCUCCGCCCCGCUUUGCAAGAGAAAAUGUCUGUGAUGCAACGUGCGCCGGUGAGGGAAAGCAAUAGAUUCUUUAAAAAACAAACAACACAAAUGGGACAGUCUUUGGUUAACAGCAGUAGCACCUAGACCAGGGGUCGGCAACCUUAAACCCUCAAAGGGCCACAAAAGUCCUAACCAGAAGUCCCCAUUCAAUUCUGGAGCCGACCGGAAGUCUGGCUUCCCCACCAUAGAGUCUCCUCCUAGUGUGGUGUCCUUUUUCCUCUACCUGUCCUAACCAAAAGCCCUAUCAAUUGUGGAGCCGACUGGAAAACCCUGCCCUUGCCAUAGAGUCUCCUUCUGGCACGCCAUGCUUCCCCCCCUCCCUAACUGGAAGCUCCUCUCAAAAUUGUGGCGCCGACUAGCGACAGGGAGCCACAGCAGAGAGAUGAAGGAGCCACAUGCGGCUCCAGAGUCGCAGGUUGCUGACCCCUGACCUAGACUUAUAUACUGCUUUACAGCCCUCUCUAAGCAGUUUAGAGAGGGCUGUAAAGUCAUCAUAUUGCCCCAACAAUUUGGGUCCUCAUUUUACCGAUCUCGGAAGGAUGGAAAGCUGAGUCAACCUUAAUACUAGAAUGGACAAGCUUUGAUGGGCAAGAUUUACAGUUAAAGUUUCUGGAAGGUGACAAGUACAGCAGUCGGCAAGGUGACAAUCUAUAUACAAUGGAACCCUGUCAUGUAUAUUAAAAAAUCUGAGAACUUGAAAGAAACCUAGGCAUUACUAAGCCUAUUUUAAGGUUUAUGCUGCAUUUGUGUAUCAGUUAUUUUUAGCUAUUUACAAAACAACAGAUCAACAGAAUGACAAAGUUGGAAGGGACCUUGGAGGUCUUCUAGUCCAACCCCCUGCUCAAGCAGGAAACCCUGUACCUUUUCAGACAAAUGGCUGUCCAAUCUCUUCUUAAAAACCUCCAGUGUUGGAGCACUCACAAUUUCUGGAGGCAAGCCAUUCCACUAAUUAAUUUUUCUCACUGUCAGGAAAUUUCUCCUUAGUUCUAGUAGCAUUAUAGUAGGAAUUCUAGAAUAGUGGUAAUAGUGAUGGUAGAAAAGUAGACUUAGGAACUAUUUUUGACCUUGACUUGAUUCUAAAAUCUACAGUGUUGUAGGCAGUGGUGGGAUUCAAAUAAUUUAACAACCGGUUCUCUGCCCUAAUUAUUUUUUCCAACAACCAGUUUGCCAAACUUCUCAGAAAGUUAACAAUUGAAUCGGUUCUCCUGAAGUGGUGCAAACUGGCUGAAUCCCACCACUGGGAUUCCCACCAGAGGACAUUUGCAAUAAAAGACUUACUCACUUGGGAGAGUUGUAAGGGUUGGACUACAGACAUAUCUGCUUCCAUCCUCUUGUUUUGUUUUGGCAUUUCAAAAACAUUGUCCUGUAAAGUUCAUAUAUUUCUCCAGAAAUAUAUGGAAAAAUAAUCAGGAAUACAUUCUGGAGAAAGUGAAAUGCAUUUGGAGAAAGUUGUGAAGGAUUCUAGUGGAAAUCGUAGAAUUCUUCACGGCAAGAUAUUUAUGAAACCAUAACAUGCCCUUAAAACUUGUGACAUUAAUUUUCCGGUUAAAAAAGAUAGGGGAACAGAAACAAAGUGGAUUUCUGCUUUCUGACAUGUCAGUUUCUAACCACUUAAGAUAAUUCAUUGCUGAUCCAUUUUUUUUUUCUGAAAUGGAAAUAUGACUCAGGACUUUAUACAGUUAUAAUGGAAACUUCUUAGACACUAACGAAGCAGUGUUAGUGUAGACUCUUUAAUGAAUUGAUCCAUACUAACUGGCGAAAAAUGUCUCUGUUCAUCUAAUGGUGGAGUCUCCUGAAUGAUAUCCAGAAGCACAAAACUAUCCUUAAAACUGGCCUUUCUUGGUGCCCCUGGAGAUUAUUUUUCCCACCUGGCAUUUUUUAUUUUAUGAAGCAAUUAUUUGAAGUUUUUUUAAAAAAAUGGGCAACAGGUCUUCUGAUUAUUGUAGUAAAACUAGGCAGCUGCAGCCUGGUAUUUUAACCUGAAAGUAUGUCUAGAGAAGGUCAGAAAUGAAGGUUAAUUGCGAACAUCCUUGGGAGGGGAUGACCUGAGGAUGAUAAGUAAGAUUCUGAGGAAAUUGCUUUGUAACUGAUGUCUCCCUAGCAGCCAUUUUGGAAACGAGCAAAUCUUGUCUUACAAACCUUAUUAGAGACCCGUGUUCCAAAUUUCCCAAAUACUCUUCUAGCCUCAAAAGCUUGGAUUUCUUUGCUUGAAUGGGUUUUAUUCAUUUCUGGAAGUUUUUUU